UCUUCUCCCUUCUGCGCUUCGCUCCUUGAGCUGGUGGCGGCUUACCCACGUCGUUUCGCUCGGAUCUGCGUAGCUUCCUCUUGAUUCGAGGAGUGAAGCCGCCUCCUCCUCCUCGCUCCGCCAGGAUCUCUAGGUCUCGUCCCCUCCUCCGCAUUUCUUGGUAGUUUGAGGAAUGGACGGGUUCAAGGCAUCAGGGCUUCGCAAGGUCGGAUCCUACGCUUCGAUAGCGGAGGUCGAUGACCUUGAUCUGUCGCGGCUUCUUGACAAGCCCAAGCUGAACAUCGAGCGGAAAAGGUCAUUCGACGAGAGGUCAAUGAGCGAGCUAUCGAUCAAUGUCAGAAACCUUGAGAACUACGACAGUUUGUACUCCCCUGGAGUUAGGUCCGGGUUCGACACUCCAGCUUCGUCAGCUCGCCACUCCUUUGAGCCGCAUCCGAUGAUUGGUGAAGCGUGGGAGGCGCUGCGGAAGUCAUUGGUGUAUUACAGAGGACAGCCUGUGGGUACAAUUGCGGCAAAUGAUCAUGGCUCGGAGGAGGUCGUAAACUAUGAUCAGGUUUUUGUUCGUGAUUUUGUACCAAGUGCACUUGCUUUUCUAAUGAACGGAGAACCAGAGAUAGUCAAAAACUUCCUUCUGAAAACUCUCCAUCUUCAAGGUUGGGAAAAGCGGAUUGAUCGCUUCAAGCUGGGUGAAGGUGUGAUGCCAGCAAGCUUCAAAGUGCUUCAUGAUCCUGCUCGGAAAACAGAUACUUUGAUUGCCGACUUUGGUGAAAGUGCAAUUGGAAGAGUUGCACCUGUUGACUCAGGAUUCUGGUGGAUCAUUCUCCUUCGUGCCUAUACAAAGUCCACUGGCGAUUUAUCUCUUGCAGAAACACCUGAUUGCCAAAAAGGAAUGAGGCUUAUAUUAGCUUUAUGUCUGUCCGAGGGCUUUGACACAUUUCCUACCCUGCUUUGUGCUGAUGGAUGUUCAAUGAUUGAUCGAAGAAUGGGUAUAUAUGGUUAUCCUAUAGAAAUUCAAGCUCUUUUCUUUAUGGCCUUGAGGUGUGCCUUAGCAAUGCUUAAACAUGAUGCCGAAGGGAAAGAAUUUGUGGAACGAAUAGUGACACGAUUACAUGCAUUGAGCUACCACAUGAGAAGUUAUUUUUGGUUUGAUUUUCAGCAACUAAAUGAUAUAUACCGCUACAAAACUGAAGAGUAUUCUCAUACAGCAGUCAACAAAUUUAACGUGAUACCUGAUUCGAUUCCAGACUGGGUGUUUGAGUUUAUGCCCACUCGUGGUGGCUAUUUUAUAGGUAAUGUCAGUCCAGCAAGGAUGGAUUUUAGAUGGUUUGCAUUGGGCAAUUUUGUUGCCAUUCUGUCUUCUCUUUCUACACCAGAGCAAUCUAUGGCUAUUAUGGAUCUCCUUGAAGAGCGUUGGGAAGAACUGCUAGGGGAUAUGCCUCUCAAAAUAACUUAUCCUGCGAUUGAGAACCACGAGUGGCGAAUCAUCACUGGUUGCGAUCCAAAGAAUACCCGAUGGAGUUAUCACAAUGGGGGAUCUUGGCCAGUUCUCCUUUGGCUGCUCACUGCAGCCUGUAUCAAAACUGGUCGACCACAGAUCGCUCGGCGCGCAAUAGAGCUAGCAGAAAGCCGGCUUUUGAAAGAUGGCUGGCCAGAGUACUAUGAUGGCAAACUAGGGAGAUAUGUAGGAAAACAGGCUAGGAAGCUCCAGACAUGGUCCAUUGCAGGUUACUUGGUUGCUAAGAUGAUGUUGGAAGAUCCAUCACAUCUUGGAAUGGUCUCGCUUGAAGAGGACAAGGCAAUGAAACCUCUGAUAAAAAGAUCAAGCUCAUGGACUUGUUGAAAAAGUUUUAUGGAGAAAUAUGUUCAGUAAAAACAUACUUUUCUUUCGAAUUCACAGCAAUUUCAUCAAUUCACAUCCUUUUAUGUUUCUCACAAAGAAGGCUUUCUUUUGUACAAUACAUGCAACUGCAAUAAGUUCAUUCGUGAUACAAACAUUAGUAGUCUAAAGGAUACAAUCUAGAUCUAUGUGAAGAUUUGAGAGGACUGUCUGAAAAGAUGUGGUUGAUUGCUUUACUCUUAAGAGGAUCUCCAAAGUAUACAAAUUGUCAAGUUUGUUUAGAUCAUAUUUUGAGAAUUGUUGAUUGUGAAUUGUGAUUGCUAAACUACAGAAUUCUCAGAUGUGUUGUGCAA
Molecule: messenger RNA, 2190 nt
Organism: Zingiber officinale
Lineage: Eukaryota; Viridiplantae; Streptophyta; Magnoliopsida; Zingiberales; Zingiberaceae
Product: probable alkaline/neutral invertase D
Exons: 5
Coding region: 173-1840 (555 amino acids)
Biological process (GO): sucrose catabolic process
Molecular function (GO): endo-alpha-N-acetylgalactosaminidase activity; sucrose alpha-glucosidase activity
Source: RefSeq, a predicted model, not a curated record